UCUGGUAGGUGCUACAAACAGACCUACUUAUGAGCUGAUAUAAGCACUUAGAAAUUUUCAGAUUUCUGAGAACAAGAAGUCUGAGAGAAUAGAAAAAGGGAAGGGAAGGCUGUGUUUUUACCGUCUCAUAACAGAGAAGGCAAGUUUGGGGGUCUGUCAGACUGACGGUGUCUGUGGUAUCUGAGCUCUGAGGCGGGAAGCGCUGACUGAACGCCCGGGCUGAGGCGGCAGGUGCCUGCUGGGUGGCGCUGCGCGUCCCAUGCUGAUCCCUUCCCGGCUCCGGAGGGGCCCCGCAGUCACCACACGGGGCCGAAGUCCCUCCGCCGCCCCGUUACCGGCUGUGGCCCCCUGUGGGACCGUCUGAAGGGCGGGAGGCCCGCCGGGGUGAGGCCGCCAACGGCCGGGGCAAGGCGGGCCAGGGCGGGCCGGGGCGGGAGGCGGCUCCCGGCUCAGCCACCUCCCCUCAGGUCGCUCAGCGGGGCCCCGCCGUUGCUAAGGGGCCCGUCAGCGCCGCUUUCCCUUCGGCGGCCGCUGCCCGCGGCCAUGGAUAGCGCCGGCAGCUGCUCCGCCGCCUCGGUGCUGGCCGAGCUGCAGUGGGACGAUGGCUACGCCGUGCCUAUGGCCAGCGCGGAGAACAAGGCGCUGGAGGACGAACUGCAGAAGAUGCAAAAAGAAAAAAUGAACCUGCAAAAUCAGUUGACUGACUAUGAAGAGCGUAUAGAAGCAAUGGCGUCUCAUUUGAAAAAUGUAAAACAAGAGUUCACCUUCACUCAGUCUCUUUACAAAGCCAGAGAGAAUGAAAUUGAAACUGAACAACACUUUAAAGCCCUUGCUGAAAGAGAAUAUGGACAUCUUAAAAAUGAGAUUAAACAAAUGGAAGAUGAGAUAGUUGCCUUAAGAGAAAAGAAAAACAGUCAAGAAAAUACUAUAAAUAAAACCACAAAGAAGUUGGAAAGCUUAAAACAACAGAUGAACUGUGAUGAGGAACUUCUGGAGAGAUGGAUAAAGGAAUCAAAUCGUAAAUAUGAUGAUGCUGAAGCAAUCCAGAAGUAUGCAGAAAAAGAUGAAGGGAAAAUAGGCGCACUAACCCUUCAAGUAGAAAAGUUAACCAUGCAAGCAAAUCAGAAACGCAGAGCUCUUGAUAAUGAACGUACAGAAACCAUAACUGCUCAGAUAGAGCUUGACAAGACAGCUGAAGAUUUUCGCCGAGUUCACCAGGAAAGGCAAGAAGUCAUCAGGCAGUGGGAGAAUGCAAUACAACAGAUGCAAAAAAGAGAUCAACAGAUUAAUCACUGUGCUCUGCUAAUAACAGAGAUAAAACAAGAGAUGCGAAAGAAAAGAAGUGUGCUGAAAGAGAAGACUUCCUUUUUAAUGAAUGAAACUAAUAAUAACAAGGAAUAUGAAAAGAAAAUUUCAUUUGCUAAGCAGGAAGCUACUAGCCUCCGGAAAGAAUACCAAGCUCAGGAUACUUACAGAGUUCAGCUGGAGGAUGAGCUGGACAUUUUGAAAUCCAAUGUGGACAGAACUGCUUCUGAUUUGGAGUCUUUAAGAAUACAAGUAACCAAUCUGAAGAAGGAAAUUCAGAAAAAAAGCUCCAGAUUAAGCUUUCUUAAAGAAAGAAAUGCAGGUCUUUCCAAUAAGCUGAAGCUGGUGACUGAGAAGACACUCAGUUCAGAAGACAAUGUUUUGAGGAUGGAAGAAAUGCUAAAGGAAGAAGAGAAAACUGUCAAGGAAAAGGAAAUGGAACUGAACAAGUUAAAAGAACAAUUUUUCAAGAAAACUCAGGAGUUAAAGGUGCAGAAGGACAAGGAGAAGUGCGCUCUGGCAGAAAUUGAGGGAUGUCGAACAUCACUUAAAAAUCUUAAUAGUCGUCUGCACAGACUUGAUGCAGAUGCACUAAAACAACAGGAAUUAAUGUAUAACCAGGAUUUUUAUAUUCAGCAAGUACAGAGACGGCUGUCACGGUUAGAAGGGGAGGUUAAUGCAGAAGAAAAACAAGUUCUGGAAGCAAAAAUUGCUGAACUUAAGAAAACCUUAGAAGAAAAGAAAAACACAUGUGAUGUUUUACUUGCACAGCGUAAGAAACUUCAGAGUGAUGUCCAGUUUAUCAAGAGAGCAAUGGAAAAGACUGGAGAAGAAGCAAAUGGUCUGAUGAUCAAGAUAAAUGAACUAAAUCUUUUCAAUGAGAAAUCAGAUCAAGAGUUAAAAAAAGCUAAAGCCGUUAAGCAGGAGAUGAUGAUUGAAGAUAACCUCCUAAAACUAGAAUUGAAACGCCUUCAAGAUACUCUGUGUAGUAAGACAGAGCAAGUUCUAACACUGGAAAAACAAAAAUUGGAGAUAAACAAAGCCAUAGCAGAAAGAACUGAGGAAAUUAAGGUUCAUAAGGCAAUGCUGGAUUCCCAGAUCAGACUUGUGGAUCAGGAACGGCAACGCAUAAGUGCUGAAUUUCAAGAUCGCCUAAAUAAAAUCGAUAAAUUGAGAUGCAGAUAUGAAGUUCUUACUGUUGUCAUGAUGCCACCUGAAGGAGAAGAGGAGAAAACUCAGACCUACUAUGUAAUUAAGGCUGCACAGGAAAAGGAGGCCCUUCGACGUGAAGGUGAUGAUUUAGAUGCAAAGAUCUGCAAAGCUGAAAAUGAAAUUGUAGCUCUGGAAAACACACUGCGCAUACUUAAUAACUGCAACAGCAAUUACCGAAACUCUUUCAAAGAAGUCACCGAGACAAGCGAGGAGUAUGAAGAAAAACUGAAACUAGAAGAGGAGAAAAGGGCUGCUGAUGAAAAAUACAGAUAUAAACGAAGACAGAUCAAGGAACUUCAGGAAAACCUCCAGAGCUUGGAAAAAAAUUUGGAUAUACUACUGAAGCAGGAGGCCUUAUUGCAAGAGCAAAAGAAGGAAAAACAAGCCGUUAUAUUGCAGCUGAACAAAGACAUAGAAGAACAAAAGCCAAAACUAGAAAGGGUUAUCAAACAGUGUUCCAGGCUAUCCAGAGAAAUUCAAUCGUUAAAGAAAACUAAAACAGAAACACAGGAAGAAAGAGACAUUGAUCUUCGUGCCUUGAAAAGCUUCAACAAAACCAUCAACAAAUUGUUAGCUGAUGUUCUAGAAGCAAAUCCUGAUUUAACUACAUCCUUUCAGAAGUACUUUCACCAGUUCAAUUUAGAGCUGCCUACAACCGCUUCUGUUGGUGGUAGUCAAAGUUCCCGAUCACCAUCCACACAAAGCUUACAAAGCUCACUAGCUUCUAGCAGAUCCUCCAGAAGCACAAGUUCAGGCUCUAGUCAGACUUCAUUGCUCAAAGUCAUAGAUCUGAGCUUAUCUGUCGACACUCCUGCAGAAGCAGCUGCUGCCAGUUCACAGCCAUCCAGCAGAACUAGCAACUCUGACAGUUAUAACCACAAAAGAAGUCCUAAAUAAUCUUCUGAAGGUGACAGUGAAGGCUUUACACUAUUUAAGGCUUCGAAAUUGGUUAAGUUGCAGCUUAAUUUAUACAGGUCUACUGGCAAUCGUAGCACUUCUAUCUGAAACAUAUGUUUUAACUUCCAUCUAAAGUAUGCAAUAUGUUAUUUAAGAGAAAUUUUAAGCAUAUAUUUUACAUAAUAAAUUAAUCUGUAAA
Molecule: messenger RNA, 3613 nt
Organism: Oxyura jamaicensis (ruddy duck)
Lineage: Eukaryota; Metazoa; Chordata; Aves; Anseriformes; Anatidae
Gene: CCDC39
Product: coiled-coil domain containing 39
Exons: 20
Coding region: 544-3414 (956 amino acids)
Biological process (GO): inner dynein arm assembly; cilium-dependent cell motility; cilium movement
Cellular component (GO): axoneme
Source: RefSeq, a predicted model, not a curated record